AUGGCACCUGUCACUUCGGAGGCAAAGACCGAGCAGCCUUCUAAGGCUCAGCUCAAGCUGAAUGUGAAGAAGGCUACUGACGAAGAAUUUUUGUUGACCCUCCUUGAAAAUGUGAAGGUGGAUCACGGGGCUGCCUCCAAGUCCCUUGGAAUCUCCAAGGCUGCAUGCCGGAUGCGACUUGUCCGCCUUCGACAAAAAUACGGGUUGAAGAUCAAAGGAAAGGGAACCCCACGGGGCAAGAAAGAAAAGGCCUCCUCAAACAACGAGGAAGAGACGGCCGGAGAGGAGGCCACCAACGAUAAUACCACCGAGAACUGA
Messenger RNA from Penicillium crustosum, 318 nucleotides. RefSeq lists its product as uncharacterized. The coding region runs from base 1 to 318 and encodes 105 amino acids. The record is from RefSeq and is a predicted model, not a curated record. The transcript is spliced from 2 exons. NCBI's taxonomy places the organism in Eukaryota, Fungi, Ascomycota, Eurotiomycetes, Eurotiales, Aspergillaceae.